Phlebotomus papatasi is the source of this 1840-nucleotide messenger RNA. RefSeq lists its product as uncharacterized. The transcript has 3 exons. The record is from RefSeq and is a predicted model, not a curated record. The coding region runs from base 53 to 964 and encodes 303 amino acids. NCBI's taxonomy places the organism in Eukaryota, Metazoa, Arthropoda, Insecta, Diptera, Psychodidae.
CGAUAGUGUCGCCUCUAGUGCGUGAAAUCCGCAAGAGCUGUCAAAGGCCAAAAUGGUGUCAGUGUUGUUUUAUCUCAAAUUUUGGCUAUUUUUUCAAAUAUCCCAUGUAUUUUCUGCAAAAACCGACACAAAUCAGCACACCAGUAUCCGAUGCGAGGAGCUGUGCAGCGAAACAGCCCUUAAAUUGUCCACGAAUCUCAAACUGGAUUGCCAGCGAGGAUGCCGAUACUUCAACAUUGAAUUCCUGUCGAGUGCUGGGAAUCUCAAUAAAGUCACUGACUUGAACACCACUCAAGAUCUCUGCAAAUCUUCCUGCACCGAGGCCUACUACGAGAAGAUCAAGAGAGAGGCUUGUCAGAUGGGAUGCACGAAGAUGUUUGAGCUGCAAUCGAAGUCACCUUACAUCCAUGGGUGGCUGGUGUAUUUGGGAUCUGCGUCGGAACGGGACAGAAGUGGCGGGAUGAUGUUCCUUCAGCCGGAUUUAGAUAUUCCACCAUCCGAUGAUGACUGGAUUGUCUUUGACUCUGCCCUCCGUCCGCGUGACUACGACAGCCUCCAUCCGUACAAACUCACCGAGACGCGCAUCCAGACGAUGCCAAUCUAUCCGGUCCGGAAGCAUAUUUCCACGCAAUUCUGCAUCCCCACGUGGAUGUGGAUGAUCCCAAUUAUGCUGGUGUUUGCCAUUGUAUGGAUUCAGUAUGGAAACACCAUCAGGAAUGUCUUUAUUUACGAAGAUGUGGAAGAAGAUGAUGAAGAUACAGAGGAGGAAACGACUUCCGGAAAGAAACUUGAUGAGGACUUUAUCGUUGCUCUGGACUCGUACUUCUAUCCAAGCCCAGCCAUUCCACCACCUCCCAAGUACUCAGCCAAGGAGGAAUCAAUUCUCAUGAGUAGUGACGACGAGGAGAAUCUUCUGCGCGAGAACGCAGACAAUUCCAGUCGACAGAACAAAACCAAAGCCUAAUCUCAAUGCGAUAUCAUUGCCACCAAGCCUACUAAGUUUCUAAACGCAUAGAAAUUUUCCUUCAAUUUUUUUUGUGAUACAAUUUUUCCUGUCAAAAAAAAUGCAUUUUGUUUAACACAUUCUCCUAUUUGCAGUACAAAAACCACCGCCGAAAUUUCAUUAUCUCUCUUGGUUUUUUUUUUUUAGUAAUUAACUUAUUUUGUUAAGAAAGAAAAAAAAGUAUUAGGAUUUAUUCCUUGGGUAAUAUUAUAAAUUUUUAAUAAGAAAUUCACGAAAGACAUUCGUUAAAUUACACGAGUAAUUAAAAAGAAUUGAUAGGAUUUUUAAGGAAUCAAUAUCCCCCUCCUUUAAAAAUAUUUAAUCACAAUUUAAUCUUGUAAUUGAUAGUGAUGUAAAAAUAGGUAUAUAUUGGGUAAAGAUAAAAAAAGAAAUAGUAGAUGUGAGUGUAUUGAGACAGUUGGAUAGUUUGUGGAUUUAAAUUAAAUGUAAAAUUCGAUUCUAAAGAGCGAAAAAUUGUGCUUUUAACCAAAGACAUUUUUUAGGAUUAUUCUUAAGGAUAUUGCUUUUAUUUUUUAUUUCUUUUUUUAAAUACUCGGUUAUUUAGUAUUAGGAAUUGAGAUUUCUUUGGUAAUUUUUGUUAUUUUUAUUUGAUCUUUAUUAUUAUUUUUUAUGAGAAUUUUGAUAAAAUGUUCGCAGUCAUUUCGGUUUUAUUGCUAAAGGUAAUAUAAAAUCAACAAAAAAAAAUAAUGCGUAAAAUACAAGAGUUUUUAUAAUUUCAGAAUGAGCUUCAGAAUGGAAGUUUUAAGUACUUCAAUUAAUGAUUUUUUUUCCAGCUUUUUAUUGCAAUAAAGAUUAAAAAGAAAACAUUCGAAAGCA